AUGGGGUUGUGCACAGGAUACCCUUUGUCUGAGUUUGUUGGCAACGAUUUUACUAAUGUCUUCUUGAUUGAACUAGGCACACAGGUGCAGGAUAUCGUUAGUGUCACGCCAACAUAUUGGGCCAAGCAAGAUAAGAAUAAGUUCUACGCCAAGGUGCACAAGUACAUCUGGGAUGAUCUAAUGGUUCAUGGGAUGCGUAUCAAAGAUGGAAAAGCUACCUAUGUUUCACGUUACAUAAAGACAUCACGCCUUAAGCAAGAAGAGUUCUUUGGAGGGUCAAAUUUUAUGAAGAUUGGUGACCUUAAGGGAUUGUUUGGACUUUUUAUGGUUAACAUGCAAAUUCUUCGAGCAAAACUAAAAGUUCUGGAUGUCUCAUAUGGAAGAGGGACAGGUAAUACAGCUCUCAUAUAUCAUCAGGGUAAACUUUUGGCACUCUCAGAAGUUGAUAAGCCUUGUAAGUCUUCUUGUGAUUGACCCUAUUAUUAUUCG
Magnolia sinica is the source of this 489-nucleotide messenger RNA. Its product is annotated as carotenoid 9,10(9',10')-cleavage dioxygenase-like. Gene Ontology annotation, molecular function: carotenoid dioxygenase activity. Gene Ontology annotation, biological process: carotene catabolic process. The record is from RefSeq and is a predicted model, not a curated record. The transcript has 5 exons. The coding region runs from base 1 to 474 and encodes 157 amino acids. Gene Ontology annotation, cellular component: chloroplast stroma. Lineage: Eukaryota; Viridiplantae; Streptophyta; Magnoliopsida; Magnoliales; Magnoliaceae.